Molecule: messenger RNA, 1877 nt
Organism: Trichoderma asperellum CBS 433.97
Lineage: Eukaryota; Fungi; Ascomycota; Sordariomycetes; Hypocreales; Hypocreaceae
Biological process (GO): regulation of transcription by RNA polymerase II
Molecular function (GO): zinc ion binding; DNA-binding transcription factor activity, RNA polymerase II-specific
Source: RefSeq, a predicted model, not a curated record
CUGAGCCCUAUCCACACAGCUGGCCUAGAUCUAUUAUAGAUCCGCGGAGUUUCUUCCACUAGGUACGGAACGUUUUACGAAAGAGAGGAAGUCUCUCCUUGCGAGUCAACCUAACGCCGAAAAGUUGUGGCAACGCCGCCCCACAGUGCCGAUUUGCCCUAUCUUGAACCAAGAGAGAGCAUUGGGAUAUUAGUUCUUAAUGAAUAGGAGAGAACCCAUUUUGAAAGUCUAGCUGUCAACAAAAAACAAAAAGAGAAAAAAACACCAGCGGCUGGCAUCAUGACGACCGUCAAGCCAGUACUUCGGAGAAGCCACACGAAAUCAAAAUCUGGCUGCCAGGCUUGUAAGCAGCGGCAUGUCAAAUGUGACGAAUUUCGACCAACAUGCCACAGAUGUCUCUCUUCAAAAAUACCGUGUAAAUAUCCGGAUCAGCCUCCGGAGGAAGAGCCUGAGCAGGAGACCCCAUCUCUCUGGUGGCCGGAAGACAUUGAAACUGCGUGCGCAGAAUGGAAAGAAACGGGGGAGCCACCAUUCAUAUCUUUAGCUCCUUCACCGAGCUGGCAUAAUAUGGAUAUGAAGGACUUGCGGUACAUAUACAAGAUGGCUCUUGUUUCCAACAUCCUCGAGCUCAGCAACACAAACGACAUCUGCCUGUUAUGGGGUGAGAUGGGCGUGCUGUUCCAACUCGCAACACAAUUCGACUUCGUCGCACAUACCUUGGCUGCAACAUCAGCACAGCGACUUGCAGUAACUACAAAGUCACACGAGGCCUCCUUAGACGCGCACCAGUACCGGAAGCAAGCCCUCCAUGGACUGUAUCGGGCAAUGGGGAGUUUUUCCAAAGAUAAUUCUGAUGCAAUCUUGGCGGCCUCCCUAGGGUGCUCAUACAUCAUGUCGGACUCGCGUUCUUUAAUGACCCUUGCGGGAAACAUUUCCACUGUGGCGAACCGAAUGAGACCUUGGUUGAAGCGGUCAGCCUUCCAUCGGAUAUUCACAUAUGAGCCUCCUUACCUCGACAACGAAGAACAGGCAGCGGCAACGCCACCCGAGACUGGCGACGUAGAGCACCGCUUCGCCCUUGUCAAGAAGUUGCUAGCGGAAGGCGUCAACUCGGUCAACGGAUUAGCAUUCUGUUUCCAAGGCGAUCGAGAUCUUUCCGCCGUCCUCCGACAGCUCAGAGACGUGAUGCGUCUCGUCCAUGAACGACUCGGCUCCGACAUCACCACAGAAGACCAGUACCGAUUAGUAUACCCCUUCACGGCAUGGUUUGUGAAAAGCCCAGCUGCUUCUUUCGUGUCUCUCAGCAAGAAGAACCCCUAUAUGCUGGUCUUCCUGCUGCACAUGUAUGCGGUGGUCGUCACGCUCACAACGGCACUGCCGAGGAUCGACGUUCCUUUAUUCGCAAAGUAUCGUUUGAGAGCAAUCCUCCAAAUCUGCAACAUUUUGAAAAACGACCCGGGGUUUUUGUGCCAGCGAUGUAAUGGCUUUCAUGCAUAUCAAGAGAUUAUGUCUUUUCCCCUGAAUAGCGUUUCUGCGUAUCAGCAACUUGGGCGAGAGAAGGCGUUUCUUGGAGCAUAAUUAGCGAGCGUGUUGCCACUGUUUGGCUUUUUCCUUUUCCUUAUUUCUAUUUUUUCCCCUCAAUUUCUUCUCCAUCCUCCUCUUCUUCCCACUCCUUUGUAUUAAUAUUUGCAAAGAGUUUGCAACAGCAAGCAAAGUCUCAUGCAGUUUGUUUGGAAUUACUUAGCGAUAGCAAACAUAUGUUUAUGAUUUGAGCAAGGCAAUGGCUGCUUUGGCGCCGUGAAGCGCAAUCAUACCCAACCGACCACGUUGUUGGUUCCCCUAGCCUAGCCAUUAAUUCAUCUACCAUACUUUUCGGC